Messenger RNA from Neurospora tetraspora, 1836 nucleotides. RefSeq lists its product as uncharacterized. Lineage: Eukaryota; Fungi; Ascomycota; Sordariomycetes; Sordariales; Sordariaceae. The transcript is spliced from 2 exons. The record is from RefSeq and is a predicted model, not a curated record. The coding region runs from base 91 to 1743 and encodes 550 amino acids.
AGGCCUGUCUUUUCAUAUACACUCCUUGCUGGCUCAAGGGGCCUACGCAGAUUCGGUGGAAAAAAUAAAGACAGUUAGAGGCAAGACGAUAUGGAUGGAUAUUCGAGACAUGACAUCAGGAGAUGGGUGGACGACGUUCGACUACACGCUCGCAGUGAUGUCUUAGGCGGCGAAGACGAAGUGUUCAAACUGGGCGAGGAAGUGGCUCUGGAGGCUGGUGACAAAGACAACCUAUCGACAAGGUCAGAAGUGGAAAUCGGAAUCAUCGAUGGUCCAGUUGAUACCAAGUCAACAGAGUCGGUAUCAGUAGCAGGGUCAACACCAACGGAACCAGAGACAACAACAGAGCCCCCGACGUUUACCCAACCCCUUCCGCCACCCGCCAAUUUCACCAUCAGCACCAUCACCGCAUCCGCACAACCGCAGCCGAUAAUAACACUCACGCCCAUUACACAUUCAGCCAGACCUCCACCCACCAAGACAACAGACACGGAUGACAAGCCGGAGGAGACGAAGGAUCAUGAUAGGGAUCAUGGGAAGCAUGAGCAUCCGGACUCAGCCUCCGUCACAGAUGGAUUCGUGACCGUCACAAUGCCUCGCAGUAGCACUAUUGCCAUAACGACACCCAUGGCCGUCUCCGCCAGUGUUACGACCAACGUGUUGACUUCGGCCACGGCGAGCCCAGCUAUCAGCAACGGAGCUGCUCUAGAAGAAGCACAGCAGAUGGAGACCAGUAGCGGGCACAUGUCUGGAGGUGCAAAGGCCGGCAUCGCCAUUGGAGUCGUUGCCGGUGUCGUCAUGCUCGGAGUCGUCCUCUUCUGGCUCUUCAAGUGCUUCCGCUCCCGCAAAUCGGAAGCAGACUCCGAGUCUUCCAUCCGCGCCUUCCUCUCGGGCGGAAAAUCCGGUCCCGGUGACGGCGGCCUCCCACCCCCUGCCACUGCUGCAGGCGCAGGUGUAGGCGCAGACCAGCUCUCGGCCAACUUCGACCCGCGCAGCAACUCCCAGAUCCUCGACGAACUAAUCGCCGCUUCCUACGCCCACCAGAACGGGCAAGACAACAACGCCAACAACAACUACAGCAUCCCCAACGGCUACGUCCUCUCCUCUACCGCUCUCGACGAGAAGCAAGCCGACGGCGCCUACCCCGUGACCAUCAUCCAGCCCGCACCCACCCACCAGCCCGAAGUCCGCAAGUCCGUCGCCAGCUGGCUGCGCAAACACCACCCCCUGAAGCUGAACCCGCUUUCCAUCAGAGGCAGCACCUUCUCAGCCUUCAGCAGCCGGCGCGCCUCAUCAGCCUACGGCAGCUCCCAACAAGGAGGAGGAGGAGGAGGAGGACGGGACUCCAUGGCUUCUUCUGAUUAUCCUUCUCCCACCUCUUACGACCCGGACGCGCCUCCGAUGCCGGAAAUCCCCGCUACGUACUUCAACGAAAUCUCGAAGCCGCUCAGUCCCAUGCCCAAGAAGUUGCCGACUGCCGCACAGAAUAUGAAGGCGAUGAAGUUCCAGAGCGUGUGGUCGGAUAGUAGUGCGGGGACGGAUAUGGAUCAGGCGGAUCGGUCGAGGAUGACGGUUUCGUCGGAGGGGAAUGAGUCGUUGUUUAAUUUGUAUGAGGGCGGUGAUGGCCAGGUGAGGAGCCCGUCGCAGGUUGUGACUUCGUUGUCACCGCCGCCUCCGCCGCCUUUGGCGCUUAAGGAUCAGGGCCAGGGCCAGGGGGCGAGUUCACCUCCUUUGAGGCCGUAGAUGGGAGGAGGAUAGAGGGAUGUGGCGGAGUGCUAAAGAUCGGUCAGGACAGGCCUGUUUGUGCGAUAAGUGUGUCCAGUAGUGUUAGAAUUU